Messenger RNA from Fusarium fujikuroi IMI 58289, 5280 nucleotides. RefSeq lists its product as uncharacterized. NCBI's taxonomy places the organism in Eukaryota, Fungi, Ascomycota, Sordariomycetes, Hypocreales, Nectriaceae. The record is from RefSeq and is a predicted model, not a curated record. The transcript has 5 exons. Gene Ontology annotation, cellular component: prospore membrane; ascospore wall; lipid droplet. Bases 1 to 5280 code for a protein of 1759 amino acids.
AUGCCCUCCAACGGCUCGUAUCAGAACUCGAACCAUCCUCAUAUAGGACCUUGGACAGGCCCAACCCAUCGGCCGUGGCUGUACCUCAAGAGGGCCGGCGUUGCCGCGUCGUAUCCUUUGCGUGGCAUCUGGUUCUUCAUUCAAAACCGCGAGUUCUGGCCACUCCUGGUGGGAAGGAUCCUGCCCAUAUCCCUAAUCUCGUUCUUGGUGUACCUUUUACUCUUCACGUUUGCCUUCUUACCCCAGUAUGCUUUCUUAGCGAUAUUCCAUGGCUGGGGCGCAUGGGUCAAUGCUGUGGUACUGGUACUAGGCGAAGGAUUGGUCAUCAUACAGGGCUUGUUCGAGGGCUUCUUCGUUGAUGAAUGUCGAGUGGAUGUAUUUGAUGCGGCCCUUAUCAAGCUUGGACAUAAGGAUCUUAUUGCACCACAGCGAAUCCUGUUCUUAGACGCACCGAACCCGGUCAGAAUGCUCGGAAAACCCACUACUGCUGCCAUCUACACUCCAUGGAGCAUCAUCCAGAUUGUUGAGCUCAUUGUCUUCUUACCACUCAACCUCGUUCCAAUUGUUGGCACACCUGCCUUUAUCAUCAUCACUGGAACUCGACUCGGCAAGCUCGCUCAUUAUCGCUGGUUCCAAAUCAAGGGUUUCUCAAAAGCUGAGCAGAAGAAGGCGUUGAGGGAUCGCGCGUGGGAGUAUGUUUGGUUCGGCACAGUUGCUAUGAUUCUUGAACUCAUCCCUGUCUUGUCGCUCUUCUUUCUCCUGACAACUACAGCUGGCGCAGCUCAGUGGACGGCUCGCAUCGAGGAGGAGAGUAGGGGCCCUGCUGAGAAUACUGCUGCGAACGGUCAGACGUAUCAAAAUGAUGCCCACGAGGACCCUCACCCCGAUGCACCUCCCCCUUACACUGAUUAUUCCGAUGAUGUAGGAGGCAACUGCCGGCUGGCAGCUGCCUCACGCGCUCCUUCCUCCUCUUGUCGUGACUUCCUCUCCCACUGGCUCGCGCAACUCCUCAACGAACGCGUCAUCCCCAACAUUCUGCCGCUCCAGGAGGAAGGAACUCCUGCCCUCGUCCCCCUCGUCCCUGGCAUCCACCGUAUAUAUCCUUCUCCUCUCGAUCUCGUUCCCAAAACCUUUUCUUCUCUUCUUCAUCACACCUCAUCUUCUUUUCUCUUCAUCCUCAAUCCUCCUCAGUUCGAGAAGAGGCAUCUUCUCAGUCCUCUCGUUUCUGUUGCAUUCAUCUUCAAGCUCUCUCUUCUCAGCUUUUCUGGCAAAGCAUUUUACACUUGCCCACCAACAGAAAUCAUCUCACAUUUUCUCUCCUCCUUGUACACGCCCCUCAACUGCUCGACUUUCUUCGCGUCGAAGUUGAUCACUCAAGAUGCAAACCCCAACGGGAGCCCAGUUGGUAGCUCGCCUGGUGGCUCCGGCAACAUCAUUCCUGGCAACACCGACGGGUCUGGUAACCCUUCGUACCCAAGCAGCGCUACCGGAAACGUUCCUGGCCCCUUGCCCAGCAGCGUCGGCCCUGGCUCUACCGACGGUGGCUCUAACGGUCUCCCUCCUAAUGGACCUAGUGGUGUCCCUGGUGGUGUCCCUGGUGGUGUUCCUGGUGGUAUCCCUGGAAACCUUCCUGGUAAUUCUUCUCCCAAUAUCCCUGGUGCUGGUUCAAUUAUCGUUCCUGGCAGCUUUCCUACCAAUGCACCUCAGAACAUGCCUGGCUCACCUGGGUCUCCCAACGCUGGUGGCUCUGACCUCCCUACCUGUUCUCUUCGCUCCACAAAGACUGUUGUUGUCACUGUCUACCCCACAGAUACUCAGGACGGACAAGAUUUCCCGUGGCCAGACGAUUCGGAUUCUGAUGGCUCAGAGUUCCCAUCACCCUUCCCUACCACGCCUGCGGAUUUUACUUCUCUGAUGCUCGCAUCUUCUGUCCCUCCUUUCACCACGUUGACACUCGACAUUUGGGGUCCCGAUGGUAGCCCUUCAAGCUCUGGUUCAGGGUCAGAUGAUGGUACAGGAUCUGGUGAUAGCAGCAACCCAGAAGAUGGUAACGGCACAGACAAUGGCAACAGCGUCGGUGGUGUCAACGAUCCUAGUGAUGGUUCUGACAGCUCAAACUCCGGCCCCAACUCCGGAUCUGAAUCGGGUGUCAGCAACAGCUCUGGGUCAGAUGGCGAGAAUAGCUCUCAGAAUAACUCCGAUUCCCCAUCCUUCUCCCAGACCCCUGGCUCCAAUGGUGCACCUGGGUAUUCUGAUGGCGCUCCUGGUGAUGAUUCCUCUGUGGGUUUCCCUGGAGCUUCUGGUGCCAACACCGCUGCCCCCACUCCUUUCCCGGGACCUGGCUCUCCAAGCAAUGGUGGUGUACCAGGCAGCCAGCCCCAAUUCCCUUCUGCUAUGCCUCCCCAAGAGGCGAGCGACAGUCUCCCAGUCACCACCCAGGCAGGUCCUCAAGGCCAAGGCGAGAACUCCCCAUGGUUCACCAACGUCCCAGGAGGAAAUGAUGCUGGCCAACCUAUCCCCUCCUUCAUCACUAUCACUGGCCAAGACGGACUACCCACUAUUGUCAGCAGCGGAAGCAAUGUUGGCCCUGGCCAAGAACAGCCUUCAGCUACCCCAGGGUUCACCCAAAGUGGCAACAACCCAGGCCUCCCAGGUGGAGUUCCUACAGUAUUUCCACUACCCUCUGCUGUAUCUGCUGGUCUCCCUGGUUCACAAAGUCCUUCCAACUCCCAAGCUGGAUCUCUUCCUGGCAGCGGACCUGGAGGGGGAAUCACUACAUGUGCAACCUUCACCAUCACUGGCACCGACGGCCUUCCCACAGUGAUUGACUCCACGUGGGUUGUCCCUUACAGCACACCUUCCUUUGAGGACUCCUCACAACUUCCCGUAACUGGCAUUCCCCAAGCCUCACUCUCUGGGAUACCAAUUGAUGUUGGUAGCAUCCCCACUGGUCCAAUUUCUGCACCUGGCAUACCUCACGACGGGUCUGGAGGCUCUGGCUCAUCAACGUGCACAAGCUACACCAUCAUUGGCACUGACGGGCUUCCCACGGUGGUUCACUCCACUUGGGCUGUUCCUGUGACUGGAUCUGACCCUGACUCUGGACAUCCAUCUGGCGCUCCUGGCUCAGAGUCUUCAGGGGGCUUCUUGACCAUUUCCGGUUUGUCAACCUUCGGCCCCGAUGAUAUUCCAGGAUCCCUUUCUACAACAUCCAACUUGGGCGGCGCUAUCCCUGUCACCACUUCCACGAGUUACACUAUCGUUAGUGCCGAUGGUCUUCCUACAGUUGUGGGCACCACUUUGGUCAUCCCUGGGCCGACAACUACUGACCCCAGUAUCAGCACUGGCACCAAAGAACCCUCGUGGGCUUCGGAUUCUCUACCCAACGGCGUUACAUCUGCCAUAACCAUGCAAACCACUGGAGCUCCCGAACUACCCUCUUCUGGCCCGUCCGAUGCCUCUGGAUCUGAUGAUGGAAGCGAAGGCAUUGCCACUUGUACUAGCUACACUACCAUUGGACCCGAUGGUUUUCCAACAAUUGUCGAUUCGACCUGGGUUAUCUCAGGAUCUGCCAACACUCGAUCCGAGUCACCGAGCAAUCCCUCUUUUGUCUCCGACUCACUUACUUCUGGCCUUCCCACUGGAAAUCCUGGCCCAGUGACAUCCUCCCCGGGUCUCCCCUCCAAUGGAAACGAUGGUGAGGUGUCUGGUCUCAGCACCUGCAUUACCUACACAGUAAUCGGAACAAAUGGCCUUCCAACAGUUGUUGAUUCGACAUUUGCCGUUCCCACUGGUACUGAAAAUCCUGCUGGAGCAAGCCUUACUGAUGACCAAACUGAUUCAUCUCUUGGUUCUCCAAAAGCAUUCACCACGAUCACAACUGCUGUCGUACUUGGCCCUGACGGAAAGCCGACACCAAUUGAGCAGACCAUUGUCUUCAGUGACUCUUCUGCGCUUGGUAUUUCUGCUGAUGUUCCCCAAGCAACGUCCUCUGGCAUUACACCCCCAUCUAACUCUGAGCCUGUCUUCACUACAGGCGACCUGGGCCCUCUUUCUACCAGUAUCCCAACCCUCAACGGCUACAAUGACGGAAUGCCUGAAGACUCCAUCUCGGUUAUACUCACCGAUGCUAGCGCCGAUGCGCAGGGUACUUCUGCUUCUGGUACAACCACUGGAACUUUCACUUGGACUGUCACUUCUGUUGUUGACACUUCAAAUGGUCCCGUGUUUUCAGAUGGUGCGGAGCAGCCUCCCUUCACCAGUAACCCUUCAGGCGACGGUUCUUCUGAUCAGCUUCCCCAGACUGCGUACGGACCUGUUGCAAGCGAGAACACUCUCUGGCCUCUUUCUGCAGGCACUGCCACUCUACAGACCACUACCUGGACCAAUGUCAUCAAGGAUGAGACCACUUCUUACACAAUCGACUACCCUCUCACCACUCUUGCCACUGUCACCGUUCCCCGAAAGCGCUUCUUUCGCCGCCAAGGCAUGUCUUGGUCUAACACCACUGCCUCUGACUCCAGCGUGACUUCUCCCACGGCAACAGAAACGACCUCCAAAGCCAGUUCUCCUUCCAUCUGUGCAACAGGAGGAAGCAUUGGAAAUACCACCAUUGAUUUCGAUAACUCCAAACCCGGGCCUCUCUUCAAUCCCGUUGAGAACAUCUGGUUUUCAGGAGGUUUCCUUAUCGCACCACCUUCUUCUAGGCAAUCUCAACCAUACAUCCCUACUUCUGGUGGUCAGCUAGUGGAGUUUGUUCCCCCGGCGCUCUCCAACACAACAUCUACGAUCUCGGGAGACGUCGCCCAGAUUGGUGUAGGCCCCCAUGCCGCCAGCCCUUGCUUCCGAUUCGACCUCUUUGGAGCCAGCCUCGGAUGUGAUGCCCAUGGAGACGAGAAGUGGUGCGAGUUUGAGAUCUCAGCCUACCGCUGGAAUGAGACCUCGUCUACCGAAGAGUCCAUCGCUUGGUCGGAAACCAAGCAAGUACCGGCCUGUCCAACAUUUUCCGAGGGCGGCUACGAGCUGAACCGUGUCGAUCUGGAUGGCUAUACAGACCUCUCGUCGGUUCUGAUCACCGUGCGCGUUUCUCAAAAUCUGCGUGUUUGGUGGGGUGAUGACUUCCGUGUCGGCUGGACUGACAACAGCUGUAUCGCUGCCUCUUGUCGUACCAACGUCCCAUCCCAGCUUGUCAAACGAGAGACUGUUUUCUCUGCUCUCCGACAAGGUGUUUACCAGUGGACACCUCAUGAGCUCAAGCGUCUGGAAGACAGUCUGGUUUAG